AUGAUUUUGAAUAAUUUCAAUUACCCGAAAUAACCAGAAAUCUAAAAUUAAUAACAAUAACAUUAAAUACAUAAAAUAAAAGACUCUUUAGCUUUAAGAGUACUUUUUAAUACUAGAUAAAAAGAAAUUUAAAAUCUUGCAAAUAUAUUUAGAUUAACUUAUUCUGUAAAUGAGUAUUAAGGCUUUAUAGAAACAUUCAAAUUUGAUAAAGAUAAAGAAAAUCAAAUGGAAGAUAAUCCAAGCUAAGUCUUUAUUGAAUAGAUUGAAAUGCUUUUGUAAGAUGUUUAAAAAAGUAUCAAAUAAGAAGAAUAUGAAUGCAAUGCAGAUGAAUAUGAUAAAAUAAAAAGAAUUAUUAAAAAAAAUAAAGCAUAUCAAACAAUUUUAAAAUAAGCGGCUUAGAUAAAAUUUAUAAAUUUUGAUAAUUCGAAUGGAGAUCUUUCUACAAAUACCUACAUGCCAGAUGUCUUAAAGAAGUACACUAUAGAUGACUAAAUAGCAAUUAAGGUUUGUCAAAUAAAUAAGCCUGAUUAGCUAAACUUGUAAUUUUUUGACUAUUUUUUGAUAAAUAUGUCAUAAAGUGGACUUUUUACUGAUUCUUUUGCAUAAAAUCUUUAUAAUUCCAAUAAAAUAUUUAAGCAAAAAAUAAAAUCAAUAAAGCAUGAAAUUGAAUAGAAUAACUCUCUUUUGAUUGAUACUUUAAACUUUGAUCAAAAUGAAGAUAACAAGCAAAAGUAGGAAAUUGAUUUUAUUUUUGAAGAAUAAAGCAAGUCUUAAAAAAGUUAUCCAUUAACAAUUAUAAUCCAAACUUCACUAGAAGAAAAGAAUUGUAUAGCUAAUCUUAAGUUAAUUUGGGAUCGAGUAUUGAAAAAUAUUUAGAGUAACCGCAAAGGAUUUUUCCAAUUUGGCUUAUCUUUACAUAAUUCGUGUUCUUCGAAAUACUUAUCAUGCAUAAUAUAAUUUUUAAAGGAAAAAAUACAAAACCAAAAAGAUAACUUCUUUAAACUUCCAUCUGAGUUUUGGAUAUUUGUUUCUUAAGGCAAUGAAAAUAGGGUUAUCAAUAUGAUGAAUGACCUAUUAAAAAACAAAGAUCAAAUAUUUUAGAAUCCAAAAAAAAUUUGUUAUAACUCUUACUAUUCUGGAAAUAUAGCAGAAAAAAAGUAUUUUUCAUAAGAAACAAAAGAUAUAAUAAAAAAAGCUUUACAAAUUGGACUUGAAGCUGUUCCAUUUGUUUUAAACGGUGAUGCUGUAACCUUUAAUUAAAAUAAUCCAAAUUUGUUUCCAGGAGUAUAUGGAUUUGGUGCGAUGCCAAUUAUGUCAGCACCUGCUGUGUGGAGAAAUCCAAAAAGUAAAAAAAAACCAAAAAACGAAGACGUUUAUAAAGACACAUUUAGGAUAGAUCUUUAAAAAAUGUAAAUGCAAGGAACACUUUAGAAUUCUAUCUUUCCCAUUUUCGAAGAUGGUAAUGGAUACUCAUAUUUUAAUAAUAAUACAAUGGCCUAAAAAAAAUUAGACUCAGCUCUAUCUAAGAUGAUAAAGAUAUAUAAACUAUUGGAUAUAAAAUAAAUAAGUUAUUAAAUAAAUUUAUUAAAUAAUCAAUUCACUUCUACUUUUUGUGAGUUAAAUUUCUCCACAGACACAGUUAAGGUGAUUGGAGGACAAAGAACUGAUAAUAAUAAAUAAGCAAUUCCUGAUUUUAAUGCUGAAAGCGCAGACAAAGAUGAAGAUGAUCAUGAUAUGCUAGAAGAAGAUCCUUUGAAUGAAGAUAAGAUAGAUAUUGAAGAGGAAGAAUGGAAAAAUAAUUAAAAGGAUAUUGUGUACUAGAGACCUAAAAUCGUUGUAAGGGGUAAUCAAGAAUGUAUCAACUUAAUAGGAUGUAUUUUAAAAGAUAUUGAAUAAGACAAGUACAUAUUACAUGAGAUUAAAAUUAGCUCAAACAUCCCUAAAGGUAUCACAAAACUUUUUACUUAACUUGAAAAUCUAUACAAAGUGUGGAUAUAUGUAGGGAAUCAAUCUAUUACAAUAUAAGGCUACCGUAAAACUUUGAACAAUAUUUUACCUUUAAUUUACAAAGCAGUUUUAGAAAUUCCUUAAGACUAAAAGCAAGAAAAAGAAGAUUUGUAGAUUGAGUUGGGAAUGCCUAAACACUGGGAAAAAUAAGAUGAUAAUCUAAAAUUAGUAACAAUCAACUUAAACUCAGAUGAAGCUAAAAAAGUUAUACAACUUUUCUAAAAUUCGAUGCAAAACAUGCCAAUUACCAAAAUAGAAAGAAUCUAAAAUAUAAGCUUAAUGAAAAAUUAUCUUUUUGAAAAAUAAAAACUUAAAGAAAAGGGAGAUGCUACUGAAAAGUGGUUAUUCCAUGGAACACGCGCUACACAUCCCUCAGUCAUUUAUAGCAGUCCAGAAUAAGGUUUUGAUUUUAGAUUGGGAUAAGGUGGCAUGUAUGGAAAAGGUACUUACUUUCAUGAUGAUGCUUCUUACUCUCAUAGCUUUAAAUAUACUACUCCUUAAAAUAAAAGCUAAAUGUUUCUCGCAGCAGUCUUGGUUGGAAGAUGUAUUGCUCAACCCCCUAAUGCAUUUGUAGCACCUCCUUUUUAUAACUAGGCUAAAGGCAUCAGGUAUGAUUCAGUUAGGUGUAUGGGUGCUUAUGGUCAUAAUCAAUAUAUUGUCUAUCACAAUUCUAAAUCUUAUCCUCUCUAUUUGAUCACUUAUUGA
Tetrahymena thermophila SB210 is the source of this 2712-nucleotide messenger RNA. RefSeq names its product poly (ADP-ribose) polymerase family protein. Lineage: Eukaryota; Ciliophora; Oligohymenophorea; Hymenostomatida; Tetrahymenidae. The record is from RefSeq and is a predicted model, not a curated record. Gene Ontology annotation, molecular function: NAD+ poly-ADP-ribosyltransferase activity. The transcript has a single exon.